This is a messenger RNA of Plasmodium malariae, 414 nucleotides long. Its product is annotated as conserved Plasmodium protein, unknown function. The record is from RefSeq and is a predicted model, not a curated record. NCBI's taxonomy places the organism in Eukaryota, Apicomplexa, Aconoidasida, Haemosporida, Plasmodiidae. Bases 1 to 414 code for a protein of 137 amino acids. The transcript has a single exon.
AUGAGAACUGUUUUGUUCAACGGCCCAUAUAUUCCUGAUUUUGAUGCUGGGUACAAUGUUCAGGUGAAUGGUAUGAGUGUUAACUUUUUAAAAGACCCUUUCUGCUUUAGAAAUAAUGUAGUAGAAAGCAUGUAUUAUAAGCAGCGAGAACAAAAUAAUACUAUAAAUAUGGGUGGUGAAAAUAAAAAAGAAUUGAAUCCAACUGCCUCUACAAAAUUUGUGGAGAUACCAAGAUAUACUUACGAAGAACGCAUAACAAAUAUAAAUGAUACAAUAAUACACAAAAAUACGUUUGUUCCAUGUAAAGAGCCUAUUUAUUAUUAUAACGAGAGGGAAGAAAAGGUCCCUAUUUAUGAGGCAAAACAAAUAAAAUAUUCCCCAAAAAGUGUUGAAGGGGGAGGAAAACUUGUAUGA